Molecule: messenger RNA, 1520 nt
Organism: Culex pipiens pallens (northern house mosquito)
Lineage: Eukaryota; Metazoa; Arthropoda; Insecta; Diptera; Culicidae
Product: zinc finger protein ZFP2-like
Exons: 2
Coding region: 46-1455 (469 amino acids)
Biological process (GO): regulation of transcription by RNA polymerase II
Cellular component (GO): nucleus
Molecular function (GO): RNA polymerase II transcription regulatory region sequence-specific DNA binding; DNA-binding transcription factor activity, RNA polymerase II-specific; zinc ion binding
Source: RefSeq, a predicted model, not a curated record
GAAAGUUGAGCCGGUUGAACUGUUUGUUUACAUCCCAAGCUAGCAAUGUCCACCCACGAAACGGACCGGUCCGAGGUGUGCCGCAUCUGCACGGUUUUGACCGCGCCGGAAGCGUCCUCGAACCUGUUCGAGUGUCGCGUCGCCGACGGGUACAGCCUCGCCGAGGUGGUGGCCCUCGUCGGGGACAUCGCGGUGCGCGCGGACGAGACCGGCCUGUCGGCGUGGUGCUGCUUCCAAUGUCAGAUGGACGUGGAAAUGGCCUAUCGGGUGCGGGUGCUGUGCCAGCAGUCGGACCGGCAGCUGCGCGAAAUGCUGGAGGCUGCGGUGGUGAUGGAACCGGAAGGGACGUUCGAGCUCGGUGCGGUCUGGAAGAUGGAGGUGGAGGAGCCCGCGCUGGGGGAGAUGAUGUACGAGGAGAAUCAUGGGGAGCAGAUCGAUUACGAUGAGGAAGCAGAGGCGGAGUUGCUAGAUCUCGAAGAGGAAUCUUCCAAUUCUCAGCAGGACAAAUCAAUGUUAGCGGAUGUUUUCGAAGAAAUUCCAAACACCAAAAAACGUUGCUGCGGAUGCCAUAAGCUCUUCGACAGCGUUGAAGAAAUACUUGAACAUAGCAAGAGAGAGCAUGCGGUGAUAAACCCACCGAAAGCUACAAAGGACAGAGAUGUUUGCGACAUCUGCUUCCGGUUUAUGGAAAAACGAUAUCUGGAGUCACACAAAGAGACGCCCAAGACAUUGUUCCGCUGUAGGACUUGUGGUGAACAUUUCUUCACCCAGAAACAGGUCACCAGGCAUUAUUUCAACGAGCAUGCUUCCACGAAAACUUGCUGCGGUUGUGAACUAACGUUCGACACGGAGGAAGACCUCCGGUUGCACUCGGACCAGGUCCAUCUGCCGCACAAGGGUCAGGUGGAUAAGGAGAAUCCCAACCAGUGCAAUAUCUGCUACCAGACCUUUAGUUCCGAUCUUGGACUGUACAUCCAUCGAAGCCGUCAGGGGAGUACCGAAGAGAAACAGAAGUACAAGUGUUCGCAAUGUCCGAAACAGUUGUCGACACAGGAAGCGCUACAAUUCCACGAGUACGGCCACCAGAACCCGUUCUCCUGGAAGUGUACACGCUGUGCCGAGGUGUUCACCGAUUACAGCACGUACAAGACACAUGCGAGCACCCACAAGGCGCCAAGGCUUACCUACGUUUGCGAAACGUGCGGUUUAGAGUUCCGGUAUCAGAUACUCCUACACAAACAUGAGGCCACUCACGGUGGCCCAAAAAAGUUCAACUGUCAGCACUGUCCCUCUAGCUAUACCCAAAAACGUCAACUGACCAGACAUAUGAACAAAGUCCACCAGGACAUCCAAACAUCAACGCUGGAGGGAGAUUGUAACUCCAGCGAGAAAGAAGCUGACGAUGACCUGGACAGCAUGCUGGACCCUGAGCAACCAAAAGCACCGGAAAUCUAGAAUCUUAAAUCGCUGUAAGACCAUACCAGAUAAUAAAGAACUUUCGGAUCCAUAACAAACCAAGU